Molecule: messenger RNA, 1337 nt
Organism: Lemur catta (Ring-tailed lemur)
Lineage: Eukaryota; Metazoa; Chordata; Mammalia; Primates; Lemuridae
Gene: NMBR
Product: neuromedin B receptor
Exons: 3
Coding region: 94-1302 (402 amino acids)
Biological process (GO): bombesin receptor signaling pathway
Cellular component (GO): membrane
Molecular function (GO): bombesin receptor activity
Source: RefSeq, a predicted model, not a curated record
UGUGACACGUUCCCGCGGGCAGUAAACUUGCCCGGCGAGAGGGAAACCGACUAAACCCAGGCGCGGGUGGCACGAUUCAGGGCACCUGGGCGCAUGAAAGUCCCAGCGGACUCUCCCGGAGAGGAGACCAUGCCCCCCACGUCUCCCUACAACUUCCCCCUGACCCCCGGCGCGAACCACGGCAGCUUCGUUCCCGAGCUGUCCGAAAGGGAUGUCCUGCCAGCCUCCGACGGGACCCCCGCCGAGUUGGUGAUCCGCUGUGUGAUCCCGUCCCUCUACCUGCUCAUCAUCGCGGUGGGCUUGCUGGGCAACAUCAUACUGGUGAAGAUCUUCAUCACCGACAGCGCCAUGAGGAGCGUCCCCAACAUCUUCAUCUCUAACCUGGCGGCCGGGGACUUGCUGCUGCUGCUCACGUGCGUCCCGGUGGACGCCUCGCGCUACUUCUUUGACGAGUGGAUGUUCGGUAAGGUGGGCUGCAAGCUGAUCCCGGCCAUCCAGCUCACCUCCGUGGGGGUCUCCGUGUUCACUCUCACUGCCCUCAGCGCCGACAGGUACAGAGCCAUCGUAAACCCCAUGGACAUGCAGACGUCAGGGGCAGUGCUGUGGACCUGUGUGAAGGCUGUGGGCAUCUGGGUGGUCUCUGUGCUGUUGGCAGUUCCUGAAGCGGUGUUUUCAGAAGUGGCACGUAUCAGUGGCUUGGACAACAGCAGCUUCACUGCGUGUAUUCCCUACCCUCAGACGGACGAAUUACAUCCCAAGAUUCAUUCAGUGCUCAUUUUCUUGGUCUAUUUCCUCAUACCGCUUGCUAUUAUUAGCAUUUAUUAUUAUCACAUUGCAAAGACCUUAAUUAAAAGUGCACAUAAUCUUCCUGGAGAAUACCACGAACAUACAAAAAAGCAGAUGGAAACACGGAAACGCCUGGCUAAAAUUGUGCUGGUCUUUGUGGCCUGCUUUUUCUUCUGUUGGUUUCCAAAUCAUAUCCUCUACAUGUACCGGUCUUUCAACUAUAAGGAGAUUGAUCCGUCUCUAGGCCACAUGAUUGUCACCUUAAUUGCUCGGGUUCUGAGUUUUUGCAAUUCCUGUGUCAAUCCCUUUGCUCUUUACCUACUCAGUGAAAGCUUCAGGAGGCAUUUCAACAGCCAGCUCUGUUGUGGGAGGAAGUCCUAUCGAGAGAAAUCAACCAGCUACCUACUCAGCUCUUCAGCAGUGCGCAUGACAUCUCUGAAAAGCAAUGCUAAGAACGUGGUGACCAAUUCUGUUUUACUAAAUGGGCACAGUAUGAAGCAGGAAAUGGCACUGUGACUUUGGCCCUUCGACUCACUACCUGGAGAGAACUU